This is a messenger RNA of Phragmites australis (common reed), 2490 nucleotides long. Its product is annotated as U-box domain-containing protein 16-like. Gene Ontology annotation, cellular component: nucleus; cytoplasm. Gene Ontology annotation, molecular function: ubiquitin-protein transferase activity; protein binding. Gene Ontology annotation, biological process: protein ubiquitination. NCBI's taxonomy places the organism in Eukaryota, Viridiplantae, Streptophyta, Magnoliopsida, Poales, Poaceae. The transcript has a single exon. The record is from RefSeq and is a predicted model, not a curated record. Bases 125 to 2239 code for a protein of 704 amino acids.
GCGAUGGGUAGCCAUCCCAUCACGAGAUGACGAGCCACAAAAGUCAGGAGGAUUCCGUCCGAUUUCUAGCCCCUUCAACACCAGCUCGCGCGCAACUCAACGCGCCUACCAGCGACCCGUAUAUAUGCCCCUCCCGCCUCCCUCUCCGCAUCCGUGUCAUCUCAUUCAUUCAUUCAUCCAUUCGCGCUCACUGCCUUCGGAAUUCGCAUUUGAUUGGAGUCCAGCAACAAUGGCUAGCGUGAGAGACGUGGUGCCUUCUUCCCCCUACUCCUCAUCGGCGCCCGACGGGGAGGUGCUGCGGUCCCUGCACCGCCUCGCGCGGGACCUGUCCGCUGCCGAGGCGCCCGCGCCGUUCCUGCGGGAGGUCUUCGCGGCCGUGGCAAGGCGGGCGAGGCUUCUUGCUGCCGUGUUCGACGACCUGCUGCUGUGUGGUGUGGCGGGGCUGCUGCCGCGGUCAGCGUCGCUGUGCCUGCGGGAGACACUGCUGGUGCUGCAGCGGUUCAAGGCGCUCGUGGCCGACUGCGCGGCACGCAGCCGCAUGCGGCUGCUGCUGCAGUCCGACGAGGUGGCCGCUCGGGCGCGGGAGCUGCAGCACGACCUCGCCACGCUGAUCGAUCUCCUCCCCGUCGCCGAGCUUGGGCUCGCCGACGACGUGGCGGACUUGCUCGCGCUCGCGUCGCGACAGUGCCGGCAGGCGGUGGCCGCGGAGCAGGAGCUCAAGGCGAGCGUGCUGGCGCUGAUCCAGGAGGUGGAGAGGGAGAUCGUGCCAGAGCGGGAGAGGCUGGAGGGCAUCCUCGAGGAGGUCGGCAUCAACGACCCGGCCAGCUGCAGCGACGAGAUCGAGACCUUGGAGCGGGAGAUUGGCGACCGCGUGGCGGAGAGGUGGACGUCGUCCAUGAUUGCCCUCGUCGGGCUCCUCCGGUACGCCAAGUGCGUCCUCUUCAGCGCGGCCACGCCGCGGCUGGUGGACUCCAAGGUGGAUCUUGACGACGAUGGGGCUGAGCCUCCGUCACCGCCGCCGGACUUCCGGUGCCCCAUCUCUCUGGACCUGAUGCGCGACCCGGUUGUGACUGCUAGCGGCCAGACGUACGACAGCGAGUCCAUUACCCGGUGGUUCGGCUCCGGCAAGUCCACGUGCCCCAAGACCGGACAAGUGCUGUCAAAUCUGGAGCUUGUGCCGAACAAGGCGCUCAAGAACUUGAUAUCGCGGUGGUGCCGGCAGAAUGGCAUCGCUGUGGACGGCUGCGAGCCUGGCAAAGCCGAGCCGGCGCCAGUGGCAGCAGCGAACAAGGCCGCCCUAGAGGCGGCGCGCAUGACCGCAUCGUUUCUUGUGAAGAAACUGUCGGCCUCUUUCUCCCCAGAAGCGACCAAGCGUUUGGUGCACGAGAUCCGGCAGCUCGCCAAAUCCGGCUCCGACAACCGCGCGUUCAUCGGGGAGGCUGGCGCCGCCGCGCUUCUCGUGCCGCUGCUCCACUCCGAGGACUCCGUGCUCCAGCUCAACGCCAUCACGGCGCUGCUCAACCUCUCCAUUCUCGAGGCCAACAAGAGGCGCAUCAUGCACGCCGAGGGCGCCGUGGAGGCGAUCUGCCACGUGAUGGGCUCCGGCGCGACGUGGCGCGCGAAGGAGAACGCCGCUGCCACUGUGCUCAGCUUGGCGGCCGUCCACACGUACCGCCGCCGGCUUGGCCGGAACCCGCGCGUCGUCGAAGGUGUUGUGCAGCUCGUGCGCACCGGCCCCUCGAGCACCAAGAAGGACGCUCUCGCCGCGCUGCUGUGCCUGUCCGGCGAGAGGGAGAACGUCGGGAAGCUCGUCGAAGCAGGAGCCGCGGAGGCUGCACUGUCGGCGAUCAGCGAGGAGGAGGCCGCCGCGGCGGUGCUGGCAUCGCUGGCCAAGCGCGGGGGCGCGGAGGCGAUCGUCAAGAUCGAUGGCGCCGUGGCGCGUCUCGUUGCCGAGAUGCGGCGCGGCACGGAGUGGUCACGGGAAUGCUCGGCGGCCGCGCUGGUGCUGCUGUGCCGGCGCGUGGGAGCCGCCGCUGUGACACAGGUGAUGGCGGUCUCCGGCGUGGAGUGGGCGAUCUGGGAGCUGAUGGGCACCGGCACGGACCGCGCGCGGCUCAAGGCCGCGUCGCUCGGCAGGGCGUGCCGGCGAUGGGCGGCGGCCGAAUCCGCCGCCAACGCGGAGCAGAGCACCGAAUGCCCCACCCCUGGCGCCGCCCCGCCGGCCAUGGUGGUCUCGUGAAAUCCAGCACACGAUUCGUAGGAGCAAAGCUCAAAAAUGCAAGAUCCACCCCCCCCCCCCCCCCAAAUAAUUCUUGCACAAAAUUUGUUUCCGGCCGUGUAGGCUGCACGAUUCUUUGGUCCGUAGGACAGUGAGUAAUUGAUCAAUUGUGCAUAGAAAAAAUAGUUCUUUUUUUCACCAUUUAGAGUUACGUAUUUUCUUGUCUCGAGAAAUACUAAGGAAAGAAAACAAAUCACUCUGUUCAGACUUCA